CCUUUUGUUUUUUCUUCAAUAUUUCACUUUCAAUUAACGAAAAACCGAAGCUGAGAGAGUGAGUGAGUGAGCUCGUUUUUCCAAAUCGAAGAAAUUAGGGUUUGUAAAAUCUCUCUUUAAGGCGUAAAAAGAUUUCUACUGGCAGGUCUGAAGUUUGAUCUCUGUUGUAUAUUGGACUGCUAAUGGGUGAAGAAGAAACAGCAGCUGAAGUUCAAGAGGUAGCAGCAAAUGGGAGUGCUGCACCAGAUAAGUCUGUUGAGGUUGUAACUGGGAAAAGGGAAGAGGAAAAUAUUGAAGUGAAAGCCAUGGAUGCAGAUAAAGUUGAUAAUGAGGAAGAAAUAGCAACUGAAGUUCAGGAGGUAGCAGAAAAUGGAAGUGCUGGAUCAGAUAAAUCUGUUGAAGUUGUAACUGGGAAUAAGGAAGAGGAAAAUAAUGAAGUGAAAGCCAUGGAUGCAGAUAAAGUUGAUAAUGAGGAAGAAACAGCAACUGAAGUUCAAGUGGUAGCAGUAAAUGGGGGUGCUGGACCAGAUAGAUCUGUUGAAGUUGUAACUGGGAAUAAGGAAGAGGAAAAUAAUGAAGUGAAAUCCAUGGAUGAAGAUAAAGUUGAUAAUGAGGAAGAAACAUCAACUGAAGUUCAAGAGGUAGCAGAAAAUGGGAGUGCUGGACCAGAUAAAUCUGUUGAAGUUGUAAUUGGGAAUAAGGAAGAGGAAAAUAAUGAAGUGAAAGCCAUGGAUGCAGAUAAAGUUGAUAAUGGGGAAAGUGGCACUGAGAAGAUGGAUGAAGACCCCAAGGUGAAUGAAGAAAAUGGAAACAACAUAGAAAAGAAAAAGGAAAAGGUAGAAGCAGAGAAAGAAAAAGAAAAGGAACAGGUGGAAGAGAAAGAGAAGGAAGAGGUAGAAGCAGAGGAAGAAAAAGAAAAGGAACCGGUGGAAGAGAAAAAAGAGGUAGAAGCUGAGGAAGAAAAAGAACAGGAACCGGUGGAACAGAAAGCGAAGGAAAAGGAGGAAGUAGAAAAGGAACAGGUAGAAGAGGAAAAAAAGGAAAAGGAAACGGUAGAAGCAGAGGAAGAAAAAGAAAUGGAAUUAGUGGAAGAGAAAGAAAAGGAAAAGGAAGAGGUAGAAGCAGUGCAAGAAAAAGAAAUGGAAUUGGUGAAAGAGAAAGAAAAGGAAGAGGUAGAAGCAGAGGAAGACAAAGAAAUGGAAUUGGUGGAAGAGAAAGAAAAGGAGAAGGAAGAGGUAGAAGCAGAUGAAGAAAAAGAAAUGGAAUUGGUGGAAGAGAAAGAAAAAGAGAAGGAAGAGGUAGACGUAGAUGAAGAAAAAGAAACGGAAUUGGUGGAAGAGAAGGAAGAGGUAGAAGCAGAGGAGGAAAAAGAAUUGGUAGAAGAGAAAGAAAAGGAGAAGAAAGAGGUGGAAGUUGAGGAAGAAAAAGAAAUGAAUUUGGCGAAAGAGAAAGAAAAGGAAACGGAAGAGGUAGGAGCAGAAGAAGAAGAAAAAGAAACGGAACAAGCAGAAGAGAAUGAAAAGGAAGAGGUAGAAGAGCAAGAAAAAGAAUAUGUGGAAGAAGAAGUCAAAGAAAAGGAAGAGCCUGAAGAAGAAGAAAAGAAGGAAACUCAAACUGAAGCAGUUGAUGAAGCGACUGGCUCAAAGGAAGAUACAGAGAUUGAAGAAAAGGACGACUCUGAAGAAGACUUGGAAGAGCAAGAAAAAGAAUAUGUGGAAGAAGAAGUCAAAGAAAAGGAAGAGCCUGAAGAAGAAGAAAAGAAAGAAACUCAAACUGAAGCAGUUGAUGAAGCGACUGGCUCAAAGGAAGAUACAGAGAUUGAAGAAAAGGACGACUCUGAAGAAGACUUGGAAGAGGAGGUUGAUGGAUCCGAGGAGAAAGGUGAGAAGGCAAAAGGAAGCAAAGAGAAGGGGCGGAAUGGAAACAAGAAACGAAAGAGACGUGGGUCCAAAACUGAAAAGAAGAAGAAGGUGGUGGAAGCAAAGAAGGAUCUAGAGCCAAGGACCCCUACCACUAAUAGACCGCAGCGUGAGAGAAAAUCGGUUGAAAGGCUGGUAGCGACUAUUGACAAAGAUGCUGCUAAAGAAUUCCACAUCGAGAAGGGCAGUGGUACGCCUCUAAAAGAUAUUCCUAACGUUGCAUUUAAGUUAUCCAGAAAAAAGAAUGAUGAUAACGUCAGGCUGCUUCAUACAAUUCUUUAUGGAAGAAGGGGGAAGGCUGUUGAGUUCAAGAGCAAUGUAUCUCGCUUUUCUGGAUUUGUUUGGCGUGAAAAUGAGGAGAAGCAAAAGAGUAAAGUGAGAGAGAAAUUUGACAAGUGUAACAAAGAGAAACUAUUGGAAUUCUGUGAUGUGUUUGAUAUAUCAAUUGCCAAGACUACCACCAAGAAGGAAGAUAUUGUUGCAAAACUGAUAGACUUUUUGGUGGCCCCUCAUCCUACGACUACUGCACUACUUGCAGAAAGAGAGAAGGCAAGUAAAAGCAAAAAGCGGAAGAGGGCAACCAAAAGCUCGGCCUCUGGGAACGCAUCUUCAAAACGCUCAUCAAAGAGUCGGAAACGCUCUGAGGGUUCCUCAAAAACAACUGAUUCAGAAGAUGAGACGGAAGAAGAAAAGGAAGAGGAUGAUGAUGAAGAAAAAGAAGAUAUGGUAGAAGAGGAAAACGGAAAUGGCGUUGCAGAAGAAUCUGAUGCUGAGAUGUCCGAACAGUCCGAAAAAGAAAAAACUGAGUCUGAACAAGAAUCUGAAGAAGAUACUGCUAAACGCAAGAGAUCAAAAACUUCCUCCAUAAAGAAGGCAUCUGCUGAAAAAGCCAAUACCAAGAAGAGUGUAAUUAUUUCCAGUAAAUCCAGCCCUCCACCAAAAAUAGCAGUUAAAAAAUCUUCAUCAAAACGCUCUGAAGCUGAUGAUGACAGUGAUGCUAGUCCGAAAGUUUUUUCAAGGAAGAAGAAAAUUGGAAAACCAGUGAAGGAAAAGUCAUCCCCUCCUAAAAAGUCGCCUGCCAAGGAGAGAACGCGUAAAAAGGCUACAAAAGGUAAGGAAAAGGUUAAAGUGAAAGACGAGGAACUGAAGCCAUCUAAUGAUGAUCUUAGAGAUGCCAUUUGUGAAAUUCUCAAGGAGGUCGACUUCAAUACGGCUACGUUCACCGACAUUCUAAAGCAACUUGUUAAGCAAUUUAAUGCCGAUCUCAUGUCAAGAAAGUCGUCCAUUAAACUAAUCAUUCAAGAUGAGCUCACCAAAUUAGCUGAUGCGGCUGAGGAUGAAGAUGGAGAAGAUGAUGCUGACAAGGAUGAAAUUCAGCUUUCACAUCAAGAGGUUGAAGCCUGAAGCCUGAAACCUGUAUAAUUAUUAUUGCAAGAAAACUGUGCAGUUAUUUAAGAAUUAUCAACCGAGUUUUUACGUAGCUUUUGCUUACAUAUAUAACUGUUUAGUCUGUCCAUAUAAUUAACUGUUGGUGUUAAAUUCGCUGGCAGGGCAAAACUAGUUUUCAUUAUCUUGUUUUUGGGGUUACAGAAGCUAGUAUUUAUUAGGAAUUGUAUUGCUGGAUAGCUAAUACUGUGUAUGUACGCCUUAACUUCAUAUGUAGAGAACUUUUUGCCCCUGUA
This is a messenger RNA of Mercurialis annua (annual mercury), 3601 nucleotides long. RefSeq names its product DEK domain-containing chromatin-associated protein 3. Gene Ontology annotation, biological process: chromatin organization; regulation of double-strand break repair. Bases 183 to 3323 code for a protein of 1046 amino acids. NCBI's taxonomy places the organism in Eukaryota, Viridiplantae, Streptophyta, Magnoliopsida, Malpighiales, Euphorbiaceae. Gene Ontology annotation, molecular function: histone binding; DNA binding. Gene Ontology annotation, cellular component: nucleus. The record is from RefSeq and is a predicted model, not a curated record. The transcript has 12 exons.